AUGGUGGAGUUAGCGUCUAAAAUAUCGCCAGCGAACCAGCUACUAUUCAAUCAAAUCGCCAAUGAGUUAUCAGCUUCACUGACCGGACCAACGCUAGAGUUUAUUGAUGUUCUGAUAGAGUCUUUUAUGUAUCCUAGAGGCAAUCGCAGCCUCUUCGCGAGCGCCAGAGGGGAGACGAGUAUGGAAAGCUCUCCCACUGACCACCAGCAGUUGUAUGAAUGUCAAGAUUUUGGCCACAACUGCCUCUUGGGGAUGGUGUAUGCCAGGCAUCUGCUAAACAAAAUAAAAUCUCAGAGCUUGACAGAGUCUCCAGACUUUGCCUGGUCGCUCCUGGAGCUUCUAGAGGACACGCGCAGCACGCUAGUGCAUCUACUAAAACAAAUGAGCAGUCAAAUAGAACUGCCGAUGUGCUCGGAGAUGUACAGGCAAAUAUUAAGUGAAAACGUUUUUCACUUCCGGCAUGCAUUUUUGAAUUUUCAGGCACUGGACUGCAUCCUUCACCAGCUGCUGGAGACGCUUGAUAAAACCGGGCUGUUAGACGAAGUAGUGUUUCAAAUUGACUACAAAACUAUUGGCGCGAUUCAAAGAUUUGCUGCAGACAACACCCAGUGGUUUGAGGAUAUAAUGUUAGGCUCCAAGGCCCUGAAAGAAUACUUAUUACUUCAAGACUACCGCACUGACUAUUUGGAUCAGGUUACGGCAACCAAGGUACCCAAGGGUGUAAGAAAGGCUAUUCGGUCUCCUGAAUUCAGUUCUUUUGUCCACGCGAGGAAAUCGCGGUUGAAGAUAUCUCAUCGCAAGAUAUUUUGA
Molecule: messenger RNA, 810 nt
Organism: Lachancea thermotolerans CBS 6340
Lineage: Eukaryota; Fungi; Ascomycota; Saccharomycetes; Saccharomycetales; Saccharomycetaceae
Product: KLTH0G04026p
Exons: 1
Coding region: 1-810 (269 amino acids)
Source: RefSeq, a predicted model, not a curated record